ACACAAAUACACACGCUUGCAACUGAGCACACACACACUCAGACGUACUGCAAACUCUCCACAGGAAACUCUGAGCCAUAAUGCGAAGGCACCUCAGAGCAGACGGGUGCACUGCUCAAACCAAGUGGGAUACGGUGCAGCUUUGAUAGUGCGUUAAUUACUCAUGUGAUGUGAUACAGAUGUCUGGGGGCUUCAGCUGAAAGUUUGCCUGACGGUUUCCAAGGGGGCCAGGCAGACAUUUUAGAAGCGCAGUGAUAUACUGGGACAGUCUCUCAAUCGGUGAACUCAAAGUGCUCGUUCGGUUCUAUGAUGGGCGCUCCAGCAGCACAUAUGUUCGCCAUAAUGGCCUGUAUGGCAGCCGGAGGGAUGUGCCAGACAAACGGAGCUGAAGGAGACGACCCUCUCUAUGGCUUUCAGGUUCACUCCACCUUCCAGUCUUUGGAUUUCUACAGCACCAUCAGUCCAAGUGCAGUCCCCAUCCUCGUCCAGAGGUCCAUAGGAACCAAUGCGCCUCUGGGAUCCAGCCCUGUCAAUGAAACUAUGAAGAAGAGGUUUCCGGCGUGCCUCAAAGAGCAAGCAAUUAGUAACUAUUUUAAGUACAUCAACACCAUCAUUUCCAUUACAGUCUUUGUGGUCGGUCUGGUCGGCAACGCCGCCCUCCUGAGGAUUAUAUACCAGCACAAGUGCAUGAGGAACGGGCCGAAUGCCCUCAUUGCCAGUCUGGCCCUGGGCGACCUUAUCUACAUCUUCAUUGAUAUACCGAUCACUGUAUACAAGCUGCUGGCCUCACGUUUUCCAUUUGAUUACAACAAUUUUGGUCUGUUUCUGUGCAAACUGGUGCCUUUCCUGCAGAAGGCUUCUGUGGGCAUCACGGUCCUCAGCUUGUGCGCCCUCAGCAUGGACAGGUACAGAGCUGUGGCAUCAUGGAGCAGAGUACAGGGGGUGGGCAUCCCUCUCUUCACAGUUGUGGAACUUGUGACUGUUUGGGUGCUGUCGCUCGUCCUGGCCGUGCCUGAGGCUGUCGGCUUUGACAUGGUCACCUUCAACUACAAGAACAGAACCAUACACACCUGUAUGCUUAACCCAAAGUCUCGAUUCAUGGAGUUCUAUAAAGAAGCAAAGGAUUGGUGGCUGUUUGCCUUCUAUUUUUGCGUACCACUGAUCUUCACUGCAGUUUUCUACGCUCUGAUGACCUAUAAGAUGCUCAGACACAAGAAUGGCACAAUUCGGAUUGCACUCAGUGAGCACAUCAAGCAGAGGAGGGAGGUAGCCAAAGCGGUCCUCUGCCUUGUGCUCAUCUUUGCCCUCUGCUGGUUCCCACUGCACUUGAGCAGGAUUCUUAAGAGGACGGUUUACCAACAAAACGAUGUGAUGCGAUGUGAUCUUCUCAAUUUCCUGUUGGUCCUUAAUUACCUCGGCAUGAACCUGGCAACAAUCAACUCGUGCAUAAAUCCCAUUAUACUAUACUUUGUCAGCAAGAAGUUCAAAAACUGCUUCAAGUCGUGCCUGUGCUGCUGGUGUUACGCUGAUAACCAGUUGAGCAGCAUUGGACCCAUGAACGGCACCAGUAACCAGUGUAAAAGCCCAGAGCCCAACAACUUCCAAACAGACUUCAGGAAAGACAGCAACUGAUCACUUAACUGAGAAGUAUUUUAGAGCUUUUCAGUGUCUUGUCAAGAUUUUAAAAUACUUUUGGCGGACUAUGCUUGGACCAGUAAAGAAACUCGUGAGUCCAGGAAUAACGUUUUUGGAACUGGAAUAAAAGGAACUAACGAUGAAGUUGUUGAGCAAUGCUCUGACAUUUUAUGAGUCUCUGAGCUAAACUUCCUAAAAAAAAAAAAAAAAGAGAAACUUGUUCUGUUCCCACACUCUUGGUAAGUGCUACAGUAGCUUGAAAGAAGAAGGGGAAGAGACGGAUGAGGAGGAGGACUUUUUCAAAGGAUGCAGCUGAACUCUAUAAAUUGCUCUCUGUCAGGAGCCAAGCGUGCUAUUCCUGUAAAGGGCAGGACCAUCGGGAAGGAUGCUACGAGAAGGAAAAGGCUUACUGCUGUCAACGGGGAUGGUGAGACAGGAGUAUUUGCUGUUCCCAGGAGUUUACUACUCAUUGGCGAUGUAAACCAAAAAGGCAUGUUAUUGAUGGACUAGCAACUAUUAAUUUUCAUAUCCAAAGCUCAGCAGUGCAAUUUACUUAUACUCACUUCAUUGAGCUACAUAUGUGGAGUAAAUAGAAAAUGUCUGAGAUUUCCUUGCUUCAUGUUUCUGCCUUUUUCAAUUCAUAAAGAAAAAACAAACACAUUGAAAACAAUAUAAAUUCAAUCUAAUGUAAGCAUGAUCGAAAUGCAUGGCAGUCCUUAAAAAUUACAGAUUUUGAAUUAUUAUAUUUAGAAUAUGUGAAGAUAUGAAAAUGUGAAAGUACUUUGCAGAGUAUCUGGAACAGGACUCCAAGUUUUAAUACAAAUAGAUAAGUCUCAACUCAGUAUUUUCAAAGGUCAUGUCAACCAGAUGAUUCAAAAGGUGGUUGCAUUAUAGCCUUUAAGUUUAUUAUCAGCCAAAAUGAGUCAAAAACUGUGAAUUUUAUAAGCCAAAUCAAAUUAUUGUGUCAUGUAUGCUUCUAUAAUCCAAGUGUUCACUUUUAUAAAGUGCUACAUUGUAUGUUAUUAUAAAAAUAAAUCGUUUAUUCAGACAUUGCUCUUGUACUGACAACUUUGGCAGAUAAACGUUUGAAAUGGUAGCCACUAAGCAAAGUUCUCAAGAAGGGACUCCAAAGUUUGCAAGUUGGGAUAUAUGAUUAUUUGCAGUUACGUGUAAAGAUAAAAGUGUUAUGCUGUGACUUUGCUGCAGUAAGUAUGUUGAGCCAACUCCAGCUUAGCCAUAGCUAGUUUAGCUUAGCAUAUAACUAUUCAAUUCAGUUAAAUUCAAAAGUUGUUUAUUAAUCCCCAAAGGGGAAAUUAAUUACUAAAGGCAGUUUAGUUUAGCAUCAGUGGAUAGUUAAGUUACAUAUGUGGUGUAAUCCUGUGAUGAUGCUAAGCUAAACUUGAGCUUAGCAUGAAGUGGUUGACCAAUAUAUAUAUAUAUAUAUUUUUUUUUUUACCCAAUUUAGCACAUUUUUAAUCCAGUGCAAAAAUGUAGCUUCACUUACAGGACAAGGCUUUUGAAGCGCGGCUGCAACAGAGUCACACGGCCUAACAUUUAAACAGUUCAACAGCUAGUAAAGUUGCAGCAUUGUAUAAACUGCUAUAUUUGCUAAAAUCAGAGUAUAAGAGGUGCGAUUAUGGUGUGUGAAAACACUUUCAAUGAAGCUAAUUGGCUAAGAAAUGUAACUGAAGUUAAAAUGUAAGACUUUUCAUAACUAAAGGUAAUAGCAUUUUCACGUACUACAAUGAGUAUGCCAAUGAGUAAUUCAUUGGCAUGAAUGUUGGAAUUACGUAGCCUAUAAUUUCUUUAUGAAAUGAUUUUCCCUAUAAAGCCAAAUGCUUUGGCUUUAUAUCUUAUAUACAUAAGACUCGGACACUCUUCUCAACUAAUCCAUAUAAUAAAAAUUAAUUUGGGAUUUCCAAAAAAUGUCUUCUUUUUUUUUUGGCAGAAAUUAUAUCCGGUUUAACAUAAACUGCCUUGCACUGUUUUAUAUUGGAUAUGUGAAUAAAUGUAAACCUGUGUGAGUUUGAGUGUGUGCUGGCAUGCGAGAGUCAGCUGUUACCUGCACUUCUCUGUUUGAAGUGUUUUGCACACUUGUGUACAGAAGAACAAGAAAGUUCUUAGGCUAUAAUUUACCACUAUGAACUAAAUCCAUACAUAAUCAUCAAAACAUAUAUGUUUUACUUUUGUCAUUUAUGGACAUGUUAACCUCAUGUUAAUGCUGCUUAAACCAAUAAAUCUCUUUCCAUCCUCGUUAUAAUAAACAAGGAAGUUUUAUUUUCCUGUCAU
Messenger RNA from Cololabis saira (Pacific saury), 3924 nucleotides. RefSeq names its product endothelin receptor type Aa (gene ednraa). The record is from RefSeq and is a predicted model, not a curated record. Gene Ontology annotation, biological process: enteric nervous system development; vasoconstriction; regulation of blood pressure. Lineage: Eukaryota; Metazoa; Chordata; Actinopteri; Beloniformes; Belonidae. The transcript is spliced from 8 exons. Gene Ontology annotation, cellular component: membrane. The coding region runs from base 307 to 1632 and encodes 441 amino acids. Gene Ontology annotation, molecular function: endothelin receptor activity.